GCCGCCCACGGGCCGCGAGCCGCACCGAGGGGCACUAUGAGCGGGGGCGUCUACGGCGGAGAUGAGGUGGGGGCGCUGGUCUUUGACAUUGGCUCCUUCUCGGUCCGCGCCGGGUAUGCUGGGGAGGACUGUCCCAAGGCUGACUUCCCCACCACGGUGGGGCUGCUGGCCGCGGAGGAGGGGGGCGGGCUGGAGCUGGAGGGGGAGAAAGAGAAGAAGGGGAAGAUCUUCCACAUUGACACCAAUGCCCUGCACGUGCCUCGGGAUGGAGCGGAGGUCAUGUCGCCCCUCAAGAACGGCAUGAUUGAGGACUGGGAGUGCUUCCGAGCCAUCCUGGAUCACACCUACAGCAAACAUGUCAAGUCUGAGCCAAACCUGCACCCCGUGCUCAUGUCAGAGGCCCCGUGGAAUACUCGGGCCAAGAGGGAGAAGCUGACGGAGCUGAUGUUCGAGCAGUACAACAUUCCUGCCUUCUUCUUGUGCAAGACCGCCGUGCUGACCGCCUUUGCAAAUGGACGCUCCACGGGCCUUGUGCUGGACAGCGGGGCCACACACACCACGGCCAUUCCAGUGCACGAUGGCUACGUCCUGCAGCAAGGCAUCGUCAAGUCGCCCCUGGCCGGGGACUUCAUUUCCAUGCAGUGCCGGGAGCUCUUCCAGGAAAUGGCCAUCGACAUCAUCCCUCCAUACAUGAUUGCAGCCAAGGAGCCUGUUCGAGAGGGCGCCCCCCCGAACUGGAAGAAGAAGGAGAAGCUACCUCAGGUCUCCAAGUCCUGGCACAACUACAUGUGCAACGAGGUGAUCCAGGACUUCCAGGCCUCGGUGCUACAGGUCUCAGACUCCCCCUAUGAUGAGCAGGUGGCUGCACAGAUGCCCACAGUGCACUACGAGAUGCCCAAUGGCUACAACACGGACUACGGUGCCGAGCGGCUCCGCAUCCCCGAGGGCCUGUUUGACCCCUCCAACGUCAAGGGCCUGUCAGGGAACACUAUGUUAGGCGUGGGCCACGUGGUGACCACCAGCAUUGGCAUGUGCGACAUUGACAUCCGCCCGGGCCUGUAUGGCAGCGUCAUCGUCACCGGCGGGAACACGCUGCUUCAGGGCUUCACUGACAGGCUCAAUCGAGAGCUCUCCCAGAAGACCCCACCGAGCAUGCGACUGAAGCUCAUCGCCAGCAACAGCACCAUGGAGCGCAAGUUCAGCCCCUGGAUUGGGGGCUCCAUCUUGGCCUCACUGGGCACUUUCCAGCAGAUGUGGAUCUCCAAACAGGAGUACGAGGAGGGCGGGAAGCAGUGCGUGGAGCGGAAGUGUCCCUGA
Molecule: messenger RNA, 1317 nt
Organism: Lepus europaeus (European hare)
Lineage: Eukaryota; Metazoa; Chordata; Mammalia; Lagomorpha; Leporidae
Gene: ACTL6B
Product: actin like 6B
Exons: 14
Coding region: 37-1317 (426 amino acids)
Biological process (GO): nervous system development; regulation of transcription by RNA polymerase II
Cellular component (GO): SWI/SNF complex; NuA4 histone acetyltransferase complex
Molecular function (GO): chromatin binding
Source: RefSeq, a predicted model, not a curated record